CCUGUAACUAUUCAUUAUUAGUUUCGUGAAUAGUUUUCAUAAAGCAGGGGUGUAUACAACUGAAAACUAAUUCAGACUUAGAAGUUCUUGCUUUGCUGUUUUUUGGUGGGAAAACAAUAUUAAAUAUGACAGAACAAGUAUAGUUUCACAAGGAACAUUUUAGCUUUGUUAUACUUUUACAAUUCUUUGCCUUUGAUAAGAGGUAGCAAAAUGUAAACAUGACACUUUAAUAAGCACCAGAACUUUCUUCAGUUUACAUUUACCUGAGGCUUUUAUCCAAAGUGACUUACAAUUGCUAUAUAUGUCAGAGGUCGCACGUUACUCUGGAGAAACUAGGGUUAAUUGUCUUGCUCAGGGACACAUUGGUGUCUCACAGUGGAUUCAAACCCGGAUCUCUCACACCAAAGGCAUGUGUCUUAUCCACCACCCCCACCAUGGCCACCAUGUCUGACCAAUUCCUUUAGGCUCCACCUACAGCUUGUUAAAUGUUAAACCACUGCCUUUAACAGCUUAACUAUUCCCAUGAUUUGUCAUUAUGAUUGGUAUUAUGACCGCUCAGAUUGCCUGUCAUUCAAACUCCUGGCCAAGGGUCAUUUGUUCAGAGUCUGUAGAUUAUUAGAUCUAUGGAUAAAAUAGAAUUGUAAUAGGCUGUUGGAGUUAAAGAAUAUUAGACCCAUGUCAGACUACAGAUCUGGUAACCAGGUUUACCCUCUUGCUAGCUGUUUCUGGAAAGUUAUAAACUUACCUGAAAAGACCUGAAAAUGAGGCUUAAAAAUCAGAGGAUUCUGAAAAUGAUCUCUAUCCUGUCAGUGUCCCUCUUAUUGCUGAAUUGUCUAGGACGAAGGACAAACUGUCCUCGUAAGGAAAAGCUGGUCUUCAAUAGCUUACUAAAGCAAGAUGCUGGAGAACUACAAGCUUGUUCUGCUAUUUUCCAAGGAGACAUGGAUGGAGUGGACAAGGAGGCUUUCAGGAAACUCCUGGCCUCUAAAAAAAGAAAAACCCAGCUAUCAGAGUCAUUCUAUCUCGAUGCAACCAAGGAUUGUCCAUCCUACAUCAGAGACAGAGGAUUUCUGACUGUUUCUCUCAGUAAAGAGGAGAAAGAUUUCCCCAUUGCUUACUCCAUGGUGAUCCAUGAGAAGAUUGAGAUGUUUGAAAGGCUCCUGAGAGCCAUUUACACUCCUCACAAUGUGUACUGUGUUCACGUGGACCAGAAGUCUCCUGAGAUCUUUAAACAAGCAGUAAGAGCCAUUGCAUCCUGCCUGACCAAUGUAUUUGUGGCCAGCAAACUGGAGAGUGUGAUUUAUGCCUCCUGGUCUCGAGUUCAAGCGGACAUCAACUGCAUGCAAGAUCUGCUCAAGUCACCUGUCCAGUGGAAGUAUCUGCUCAACACCUGUGGUACGGAUUUCCCCAUUAAAACCAAUGCAGAAAUGGUCCAGUCUCUAAAACACCUGAAUGGAAAGAACAGUUUGGAGUCCGAGGUCGUAAAGGGGAAACAGUUGCGCUGGCAGUAUCAUCACAAUGUUACGAACAUUGUGACUCGGACAGAUGUCAAAAAGUCGCCUCCACCAAUAAAGACCCCCAUGUUCUCAGGAAACGCUUACUUAGUGGUUUCAAGAGAGUUUGUGGAGUACAUCUUCAAAAGCAAAAAGAUUAAAAACUUCAUGGAAUGGGAGAAAGACACAUACAGUCCAGAUGAGCACAUGUGGGCAACGUUACAGCGGAUGCCUUCAGUACCAGGAUCCAAUCCUCCAAACAUCAAGUACCAACAAUCGGACAUGAACGCGAUUGCUCGUCUGGUGAAGUGGAGCUACCUUGAAGGAGAUCUAGACAGUGGAGCUCCCUACCCACCAUGCACUGGGAUACAUAGACGGGCAGUUUGUGUCUAUGGAGCUGGAGACUUGAAAUGGAUUGUGCAGCAACACCAUCUUUUGGCAAACAAAUUUGAUCCAGUAGUAGAUGAUGUAGCAAUCAAAUGUAUAGAGGCAUUUUUAAGGUACAAAGCUAUUUAUGGUCAAUCAUUACUAACAGUUAAAAAAUCAGACAUUAUUUUAUGAUGUUUUUAAUAAUGGCUUACAAUAUUAUGGAGCCCCCCACAUGGCAUGCAGCAAAAAAAGUAGGCUAAAUCAUGCGCACAAUUUACUAUUCGUUCCCUCUAUUUUUUAAUUGUCCACACAAUAUACUAAUUCAUUCCCUCUAUUUUCUAAAUUGUGUACACGAUUUAUAAACUGAGACAAUGAAUUAGUAAAUUGUGCGGACAAUUUAGCAUAUUGAGGGAAUUAAAUAGUUAUCGUGUUCACAUUUUAGUACAUUGAGGGAAAGAAUUAGU
This is a messenger RNA of Carassius auratus (goldfish), 2326 nucleotides long. RefSeq names its product beta-1,3-galactosyl-O-glycosyl-glycoprotein beta-1,6-N-acetylglucosaminyltransferase 3-like. The record is from RefSeq and is a predicted model, not a curated record. Gene Ontology annotation, molecular function: acetylglucosaminyltransferase activity. The transcript has 2 exons. Bases 762 to 2054 code for a protein of 430 amino acids. NCBI's taxonomy places the organism in Eukaryota, Metazoa, Chordata, Actinopteri, Cypriniformes, Cyprinidae. Gene Ontology annotation, cellular component: membrane.